Messenger RNA from Paramecium sonneborni, 2302 nucleotides. The record is from the annotation of a GenBank genome assembly. Lineage: Eukaryota; Ciliophora; Oligohymenophorea; Peniculida; Parameciidae.
AUGGAUUUAAAUUUCCUUCUUAUUAAAGUUGAAUUACUUGAUUUUUUAUUAUAGCCCAACACCAUUGAUAUAAGUAAGUAAAAUUCUUAUUUAUAGAAAUCCCAGCAGUAAUCUUAAGAAGUAAAGUAUAUUGUAUAUUCCUUUUGAUUAAUGAUUCUUUUAAAUUUCUUGCUUUAUUGCUUAUUCUCAUUUUAACACCAAAUGAUACUUCUUAUAUAUUGUUAGUGUCAAAUACAAUUUACCAUCUGAGUAUGAUCUUAAUCAUUCUGACUUUAUUGGGACUAAUAUCCAGAGGUAAAAUUUAUUUAAUCAUAAUUAAAGUUGAUAUUGAGAAAAAUAGCAUUAAUUUAUUCAUUAAUCAUCAAAAACUUAUAGAUUCAUUAUUAAUGUUAAAAAUUGCAAAACUUAGAUUACCCAAACUCCUAUUAUGAUGAAUUAACUUGAAUGUCGAAAUCAAAUUUUUUAGCAAUUUAAUUAAUUUUAAAAACUUGAUAUUGAUUAGCUUUAUUCUUACAAUAAUUGGAUUAACUUAAUUUGAAAAGUAAGAGGGCAUUUAUUAUAAUGUAAUUAAUUAUGAUAACUUUAUUUUUUUUGAUUGCGCUAUAGCUUAACUAAUAAUGGUUUGUCUAAUACUUGUAAAAUACUUGAUCAUUCUUAAUUAAGUAUAAGUUUAUUUUACACCUUAAAAUUAAGCAUAGGUAAUGUAAGAUUAAGAAAUACUAAAUAUUGAACCACGAUAAGUGCACUUGCCAUAGGCAUAAACUUAAUUAAUUUAAGAUGUUAUUCCAAUAGUGAACAAUAUUAGAAAUAAGCCAAAGUUAUAACAAAUUUCAAAUAUAAAUAAUAAUUUUAUUUACUAAGUGGAACUUAAGGAAAAAGUAGACUGCGUUAUUUGCUUGGAAUAAUUAAUCUCAAACUAGGAGAAAAACCCUAUAAUAUAAUUAAAAUGCCAUUUCAACCAUAUUUUUCAUAAGAAANUUUAGUACUCAGAAGGAUAUACUAGAUACCUCAAAAUACCCAAAGAGAGUUAAGGAGAUAAUUUUAUAUACGAAGAUACAACUACUUUUUUCAUUUUGUACUCAGGUUAGUCUCAAUUUACUGUCAUCAAGUUAACUUAUAUGUAUUUUAUUAUUGCAAUGUUAAUAUUGGUACUAAAUUUUGUUGAUCUUUGGGCAAAACUAUAAGGGCCUAUGUUGAUCUCAGUAGGAAUUAUGUGUAUAUUUAUUAUUGCAACUAUUAUUUCAUAUGAAGGAAUAUAUUUUUAUUUUACAUUAUUGACAUCGAUUAUCUAUGGAUUUAAAUUUCCUUCUUAUUAGCCCAACACCAUUGAUAUAAGUAAGUAAAAUUCUUAUUUAUAGAAAUCCCAGCAGUAAUCUUAAGAAGUAAAGUAUAUUGUAUAUUCCUUUUGAUUAAUGAUUCUUUUAAAUUUCUUGCUUUAUUGCUUAUUCUCAUUUUAACACCAAAUGAUACUUCUUAUAUAUUGUUAGUGUCAAAUACAAUUUACCAUCUGAGUAUGAUCUUAAUCAUUCUGACUUUAUUGGGACUAAUAUCCAGAGGUAAAAUUUAUUUAAUCAUAAUUAAAGUUGAUAUUGAGAAAAAUAGCAUUAAUUUAUUCAUUAAUCAUCAAAAACUUAUAGAUUCAUUAUUAAUGUUAAAAAUUGCAAAACUUAGAUUACCCAAACUCCUAUUAUGAUGAAUUAACUUGAAUGUCGAAAUCAAAUUUUUUAGCAAUUUAAUUAAUUUUAAAAACUUGAUAUUGAUUAGCUUUAUUCUUACAAUAAUUGGAUUAACUUAAUUUGAAAAGUAAGAGGGCAUUUAUUAUAAUGUAAUUAAUUAUGAUAACUUUAUUUUUUUUGAUUGCGCUAUAGCUUAACUAAUAAUGGUUUGUCUAAUACUUGUAAAAUACUUGAUCAUUCUUAAUUAAGUAUAAGUUUAUUUUACACCUUAAAAUUAAGCAUAGGUAAUGUAAGAUUAAGAAAUACUAAAUAUUGAACCACGAUAAGUGCACUUGCCAUAGGCAUAAACUUAAUUAAUUUAAGAUGUUAUUCCAAUAGUGAACAAUAUUAGAAAUAAGCCAAAGUUAUAACAAAUUUCAAAUAUAAAUAAUAAUUUUAUUUACUAAGUGGAACUUAAGGAAAAAGUAGACUGCGUUAUUUGCUUGGAAUAAUUAAUCUCAAACUAGGAGAAAAACCCUAUAAUAUAAUUAAAAUGCCAUUUCAACCAUAUUUUUCAUAAGAAAUGUAUCACAGAAUAGCUGAACUAAAUUAAAAAAUGUCCCAUUUGUAACACAGUAUUUAAAUGA